AUGAACGUAUUUCAGAAUGAGUCUAUUGUUAUUCAAUUCAUUGAAACAGUUAUUGAUAGAUAUAAACAAGGAAAUCAAAGAGAUAAAAUAUUAUUUAUUGGAGAAAUUAUUUCAAUAAUAUUGAGUUUAUUUUAUUUAGUAUAUGCUAUUUUAUUACCAAUUUUACAAGACUUAUAUUAUCAUGACUUUUAUUUUAAUGAAUGUGCAUUUAUUGUUGUUGCAACAAUAACUGGUUUAAUAUUUGCUAGUAUUAGAUUAAUUGCAACGUCAUUAGAUAAUAAAAUGUUAGGAAUUAAAUGUAGUUUUAUUCCAAUUAUUCUUUACUUAAUGGUAGCAUUAUUAUCAAUUAAUUCUCAACGAUAUAUAACUAGUCAUGGAUUAAUAUCACCAAAUAAUUUAGUUCAAGUUGAAUUUAAACAUCAUUGUUGUGGAUGGUUAGCAUCAAAUGUUGAUAAUUGUGGUGCUAUUCCAAAGACAAGCACAACAUGUUUUGAAAGAUUAGUUCAUCCAUUAAACUCAUUUUUUAAACACAAUGCAAUACGGUGUAGUUUUCUCUGUGUUUUUGAAAUGAUAAUUGCGUUAUGUAUGUAUUUUUUUACUAAAGAUGACUUUAUUGAAAGCCAAUAUGAAUGGACUGAUUAG
Molecule: messenger RNA, 642 nt
Organism: Entamoeba nuttalli P19
Lineage: Eukaryota; Evosea; Mastigamoebida; Endamoebidae
Exons: 1
Coding region: 1-642 (213 amino acids)
Source: RefSeq, a predicted model, not a curated record